Messenger RNA from Corvus hawaiiensis (hawaiian crow), 1836 nucleotides. RefSeq names its product EGF like domain multiple 7 (gene EGFL7). Gene Ontology annotation, biological process: anatomical structure development. Lineage: Eukaryota; Metazoa; Chordata; Aves; Passeriformes; Corvidae. Gene Ontology annotation, cellular component: cell surface; extracellular region. Gene Ontology annotation, molecular function: calcium ion binding; signaling receptor binding. The transcript has 11 exons. The record is from RefSeq and is a predicted model, not a curated record. The coding region runs from base 759 to 1580 and encodes 273 amino acids.
CUGCCACGGGUGUGACAGUGUCUGUGCCUCUCUGGCACACCAGCGGUGUGAGCGCAGUGCCAGAGCCACAGGGACUCUGCGGCCACCACCCUGCUCUCAUCCUCCACCCCGCUCUGCGGGGAUCUUUGGGAGUGUCCAGGGAACACCAGAAAGAAACCAAGAUGCUCCUCAAGGAAAGGAUCCCUGCCCAGGACACCUGAUGGAGCACCGCGGAUGAGAAAAAACCCGGUGACACUCUCUGCAUAACGAGAUAAUUACUGUGCCUCCAAGGCUCUGGGGAGAAGUUGCCUGUGCUGAUGAAGUUAAGGGAGCUGAAGUCAUUCCCCAGAGGUAGGAUGGGUCCAGAGGGUGAACAAACCCGUGUGAGAUGCUGUGUAACAUGGAGCUGCACUUCCACCAGCGCCAGCAAGCCUUUCCUUGCUGUUGGGACGGAUCUCUGUCUCCACCAGCACUUCCCAGAGAGGAUUCCCCUCAUUCCCUUCUCAAGGAGGAUCCCACCGAAGCUCCUUUUACAUCUGAGAGCCCCAAGCACCCAACAGCUUCCCCAGAGGGUGCAGCACGGCCCGAGACAGCUCCAGUUCCAUCAGCAGCCCCAGCGUAUCCCUGAGGAAAUAGAGGGGAUGGGCCAGUGAUCUCAGUUGUUCUUUUGGAGCCAUUAUUGUUGAACUGGGAUCCCCUCUGAAGGACAAGCCAUGCAGUAGCAGCCAGCACAUCCCACGGACGAGCGGGACCCGGUGGUGCCGCGGGAGGGACGGGACAUGCAGAGCCUCCUCUGCCUCCUCUGGGGACUCCUCCUCAUCCUCAGCACCACCGGCACGGAGGGCUUUGCCCGGGCAGGCCGCAGGGUGUGCGCCGCGGGGCUGCCGAGCCGGCUGAGCGCCCACGCCGAGUCCCACGUGCAGCCCGUGUACCAGCCCUACCUCACCACCUGCCAGGGCCACCGCCUCUGCAGCACCUACAGGACCAUCUACAGGGUUGCCUACAGGCAGAGGUCCAGGCAGCUGCCUGAGCCCACGGCCUCGUGCUGUCCUGGCUGGAGCAGAGCGAACGGCCACACGCUCGGCUGUAACAGAGCUCUGUGCUGGGAGCCGUGCCAGAACGGCGGGAGCUGCGCCUUCCCCGGGAGAUGCUCCUGCCCACCCGGCUGGAUGGGCCGAGCCUGCCAGACAGACGUGGAUGAAUGUGCCAGCCAGAGCCACGGGUGCAGCCAGCUCUGCAUCAACACAGCCGGGAGCUUCCACUGCGCCUGCUGGGAUGGCUUCAGCCUGGCUGCCGAUGACAAGGGGUGCCAGCCCCUGGUGCCAGUGCCUGGGACAGACACCCCCAGCCAAGCAGGUGCCUCCAGUGAAAUGAAGGAAGAAAUGAAGGACCUGAGGAGCAGAGUAGAAGCGCUGGAGCAGAAGCUCCAGCUGGUGCUGGCCCCCUUCCACAACCUCAUGCCGCCAGAGGAUGUCGGUGCAGACCCCAUCAGCCGCCUGUCCCACUCCCUCCAGCAGUUGGACAGGAUCGACUCCCUGAGCGAGCAGAUCUCUUUCCUGGAGGAGCGGCUGGAGACCUGUUCCUGCAAGAAUGAACUCUAGCAGAGCACCUGAGGACCUGGAGCAAGCUGAGUGCACGCACAGCUCUUACCUCCCUCUCCAGCCCCAGGCUGGGAUGAAGCCACUCCAUCUCCAGGAAGGCACAGGGUGGCAGGAGAAGGCUGGGUUCCCAUCAGCACCUCCAUUGUUCUCUCUUUGAGUUCACCUCACCAAAGGUCACGCAGCUCCUUCCAAACCAGACUCUGAGCCCUCUCCCUGCUGGAGAGGCAGCAAAUAAAUGCCUUACCUCGUGCCAUGA